Molecule: messenger RNA, 1665 nt
Organism: Fonsecaea multimorphosa CBS 102226
Lineage: Eukaryota; Fungi; Ascomycota; Eurotiomycetes; Chaetothyriales; Herpotrichiellaceae
Exons: 4
Coding region: 1-1665 (554 amino acids)
Biological process (GO): transmembrane transport
Molecular function (GO): transmembrane transporter activity
Source: RefSeq, a predicted model, not a curated record
AUGGCUGAUAUACAGGUGCGCGACCAUGCCAUGUCGCCAACAGAGACCUUGACCUCAGACCUCUCCCGCCAAACCACAAACUCGGAUUAUGGCGAUCUGGAACCCGACGACUUCGAGGAAAAGUCGCAGGACGACCGCCCGGCUGCGUCCAUCGCGACAGGCCGGUCGGCCAGUCUCAACAGAACAGUCUCUCGAAGAGAGACUAUCUUGUCGUCGAUCAGAUCCCGGGCACCCAUAGGCGCUUUCACCCAUCCGCUAGAGCAUCAGAAGACGACAGUCGAAGACCUGGUCGACUUCGACGGCGCUGAUGAUCUGUACAGGCCCGUCAACUGGAACAUGAAGAAAAAAGUCCUCACCACAGCCUUGUACGGGUUCACCACCAUGACCGCCACCUGGGCGAGCAGUAGCUACAGUCCAGGUACACAGCAGGUCGCCGAGCAGUUUCACAUUGGGACCGAGGUCUCGACGCUAGGGACGACGCUUUUCUUGAUAGGAUUCGGGAUCGGCCCCUUGCUUUGGGCACCCCUCUCAGAGGUCUAUGGCAGAAAAAAUGCUGUCCUGCCGCCCAUGUUUGUCGCUGCCUGUUUCUCCUUCGGAACUGGUGCAGCCAAGGACAUACAGACCAUCAUGAUCACCAGAUUCUUCACCGGGUUCUUCUCCUCCGCGCCUGUCACUAACACCGGAGGCGUAUUGAGUGACUUGUUCCCGGCGUCCCAGCGAGGCAUCGCAAUCGCGUCGUAUGCAAUGGCGGUCGUCAUCGGCCCGGUGUUCGGACCCAUUGUUGGCGCCGCCCUGGUCGUCCAGCCCGGCCUCAGAUGGCGAUGGACCGAGUAUAUCACUGGAAUUAUCCAGCUCUUUGUCUUGGUCCUCGAUGUCAUUUUCCUGGACGAGUCAUACCCUCCUCGACUUCUGGUGUACAAGGCGCGACGCCUGCGACAUCAAAGCGGAAACUGGGCUCUUCAUGCCAAGUUUGAGGAGUGGGAUGUGUCUGUGACAGAGCUGGCGCAUAAGUUUUUGGUUCGACCGUUCCAGUUGUUGAUGACUCCAAUUUGCGCACUGGUGGCCCUCUAUGCGAGCUUCUGCUAUGGGAUUUUGUACAUGCAACUUGGUGCCAUCCCCAUCAUCUUUGGCGAACACCGCCACUGGAAACUACUCCCCUCUGAACUUCCAUUUCUGGCGAUUCUCUUGGGAGCCAUUACCGGCGCCGUCAUCAACGUUUUCAACCAACUGGUAUAUAACCGCAAAGCCGGAGGCAAAGUGGCGCCUGAAUUGCGUCUGCCGCCGAUGAUGUUUGGAUCUUUUCUUUUCUCGUCAGGGCUCUUUGUCACUGGGUGGACGUCCGACCCGAAGUUCCCAUGGAUUGCCCCGGUCAUCGGGUUGUACAUGACUGGUCUCGGGUUCUUCACCAUAUUUCAAGCGGCUUUGAACUACCUCGUCGAUACAUUCCAAAAGUACGCUGCCAGUGCAGUGGCAGCCAAUACAUUUUUACGAUCAGUCUUUGCUGCAGCGUUUCCACUCGUCGUGACUCCCCUGUACCAUAACGUUGGAGUUCCCUGGGGGACGAGCAUUUUUGGGUUCUUUGCCGUCGCGCUUAUACCCGUGCCGUUUGUGUUCUUUGUUUUUGGCAAGCGCAUCAGAGCAAAGAGUAAAUGGAGCAAGUUCUAG